Molecule: messenger RNA, 1807 nt
Organism: Dromaius novaehollandiae (emu)
Lineage: Eukaryota; Metazoa; Chordata; Aves; Casuariiformes; Dromaiidae
Gene: RPA3
Product: replication protein A3
Exons: 4
Coding region: 37-402 (121 amino acids)
Biological process (GO): DNA replication; mismatch repair; nucleotide-excision repair
Cellular component (GO): site of double-strand break; DNA replication factor A complex; nucleus
Molecular function (GO): single-stranded DNA binding; damaged DNA binding
Source: RefSeq, a predicted model, not a curated record
GCGGGGGCCCCGGUCAGGGCGGGAAAGCGGGCCGCGAUGGGGGACGUGCAUGACGUGCCGCGGCCGCGUAUCGCCACCGGCCACCUGGCGCAGUAUAUCGGGCAGCCUGUCUGCUUCGUGGGCCGCGUGGAGAAGAUUCAUCCCACUGGGAAACUCUUUGUCCUUUCGGAUGGGGAAGGAAAGCAUACAACUGUGGAGCUGAGCGAGCCGCUAGAUGAAGAGAUAUCAGGAGUUCUUGAAGUAGUGGGAAGAGUAACAAAUCAGGCAACCAUCAUGUGUAUGUCAUAUGUCCAGUUCAGAGAAGAUAAAAGUCCUUUUGAUCUGGAACUCUACAAUGAAGCAAUAAAAAUUAUUCAUGAAUUCCCUGAAUACUUCCCAUUUGGUCCUAUGAGGAACAAUUGAUUCUUCUUAGUGUUUAUUUGGAACUUCAAAGAAGACAACAACACCAUAGCUUUCUUGUCCGACAGCAUGAUAAGUUGCAUAGAUUUCCAAAUAAUAUACUGAAAAGAUGCUGUUAAAUAUGCCACAUGUGGCCAGUGAAAAACAUUUUCAUUGAAAAUGAGUUUAUUCAGUCAGAAGCAGAACACUUCUGUGGCAAUCUUACUGUUUGUAUAUAUUUAAACCCUUUGAAUCCAUAAGAAAUUCUCUUGCAAGAUUUGAGUUGCUAGAAACUGAAGUUUUUGUAGGCUUUUUUUGUUCUUGUUAUUAGUGAUUCUAGGAUGCUUAGCAGGAAACUCCUAUUGAAGACACUGGGCAUUUAAUAGAAAGAUAUUUUUUUUAACUCGCUAUUUACUUUGAUAUGACUUUUAACUCUAUACCCAAUAAACUUAUAUUUUGCAUCUUGGUAAUGGCCACUCAUCCAAUUUAAAAAAAGAAAAAAAAACUGACUGCAUUUAACUAUUAGUGUCAAUAUUAUAUCUUAGAGUGCAAUUUUCAAUGAUACGUAGUGAUCCUGUUUUAUUUUACCUCACACAAGUUCUACCUUACAAGUUCUAAUUCUAACAUAACGCAGUGUACAGGAUACUUGCCUUUUGCACUGAUGUUCAUGAUGCUGAAAAUGUCUAAUUAGGCUUGGUGAUUUCAAGCACUGUUGAGUUCCAUCAAACCCCUUGAUCUUGGUGGGAGCUUAAGCAGAAGUACCAAGCAUUUAACAGGCAUGUCAUGACUACUUUAAUCAUAUAAACUUCCACAGAGCUCCCAACUUUGUUAUUCUCCAAGCUACUUAGUACAUGACAGAACUCUUAGAUCUCUUAAGGUAGCACAAAGUAAAAAAAAGUAACUUCUGAAAUGUUCUCUGUGAAUUAAUGAAUAACAUAUUUCAAAGCAUUUUAAAUCUCUUUAGUAUCCAUGUUGAUUAACCUUUCAUAUGAACAGUUUUGAGCUUUAAUAUUUAGAUAUAGUGCCUUAUUAAGAAUGCUAGUUUUAUGGUUAUUUAUGGAGAGACAAUUUGUAAGUGUUUGAUAUCUUGAAUCAAGGAGCAUUUUACUUUUUUUGACUCUUUACUCACGUAUCAGUUACUGCGAACUGCAGUACUACCAGAAUAUGUACAAGACAUUAGUGGAUUAGUUCAGCCAGCCAGCCAUCAAGUUAACAAGUUAUCCAUUUUUUUCCCUUCUGUAAUUAGGAGACAGAUAGUACCAAAGUUAUUGUCAUUGAGAAGGAGGAGGGCUUUUGAGGUAUAAGUCUUGUACUGCAAACUAGAGCAAGAAGGUCCAUGUUGGAUGCUACCAUGCUUUGUGCUAUAUUGCUAUCACUGCUAUAAUUUAGGGCUCAACAAUGUUCAAUAAAACAAAAUGUCACUUAAUAA